Molecule: messenger RNA, 1152 nt
Organism: Heterobilharzia americana
Lineage: Eukaryota; Metazoa; Platyhelminthes; Trematoda; Strigeidida; Schistosomatidae
Source: the annotation of a GenBank genome assembly
AUCUGGUGAAUCCGCAAAAUUCACCCUUCGAGUUUCUGGAGAUUUAAUGGCUAGCUCUCACGGUCUUGCAGGUGUAGGUUGGGCUAGGGAGUUAUCGGGACAGAAGACCAUCACUCAUCCAGAAGAAGCUUAGUGUCACCUCCAGUCUUCUUUAAAAUCAGAGCUGAAGACCGUAGCCGACUCCGAAAGAGUGGCCAAAAAUAGUCAGUGGAUAUCAACAGCUUCUUUCGAACUUAUGGAUGCACGUGAAAGCAUCCCGGCUUGCAGGCUCUGAGUACAAUGAAGAGCGAGCGCAACUAAAACGUAGAUUGAUGAAAAGUCUGCGCAACGAUCGCGAACAGUGGUGGGCAGCGAAGGUUAAACAGAUGGAAAAGGCGGCGGCGAUUGGUAACAGUAGACAGUUAUUUAGACUUAUUAAGGAGACUGGGGGAAAAAGGUCAACAACAGUUAGUGAGACCAUAGCGGAGAAGGACGGAUCUGUGAUUCACUCGCAGGGGAGACGACUGGAACGAUGGGUAGAACACUUCGAGGAACAGUUUAACUGGCCUCCAGCCACCAGUGCGUUGCCCGCUAUCCAGUCGCAUCCUGAAUCGGACAUAGAGAUAGGCCUACAAACACUAGAAGAAGUUGAGAAAGCGGUAGGUAACUUGAAACGAGGAAGGGCAGCAGGACCAGACGGACUAACUCCAGAUGUAUACAAGGAUGGUGGUGGAGUGCUCUUAGUCAGGUUAACGGAAGUGUUAACUAGUAUAUGGGAAUCAAAUACGAUCCCCUCCAACUGGUCUAAGUCACGCAUUAUCCCAGUCUUCAAGAAAGGCGAGAAGUCCUCUUGUGACAACCACAGAGGAAUCAGCCUGACGAACAUAGUAUCCAAAAUCCUAGGUUCUAAAAUUAUCCGAUGCCUGAGUGGAGCUCGGGAACUGCAAGCCGAGAAAAUCAGGCAGGUAGGAUUUAGACCCGCCAACGGGUGUGUCGACCAAAUAUUCAAACUGCGCCAGGUUUUGGAACACAGACAUGCUUACCGACACCCGACAAUAGCUGUAUUUCUCGACCUGAAGGUGGCAUAUCAACUCCGUUGAUCGAGAAGUCUUAUGGCAAUGUCUUUCACUGAAAAGCGUGCCGAGUAAAUACAUCAACUUAUUGAAGGCUCUC